AUUCGCCCCUGGGCUCGGAGCCACUGUGCUACCUUUGGGUCUUUCUCACUCCCCGAAAUCUUUAGGAUUCGAUUCUGGUAGCUAUCGAUACACAUUCUGGUAGCUUUCAAAGAAGAAAGAAGCACCAUGGUGAAGACGCGAAGUGGUAGAAACACCAUGGCAUCGCCCCGAGGAGGAGGUUCCGUGUCUAGUAGUAGCGGCAGUGGAAACCCAGGUGGUGGUGGUGGCAAUGGCAACACAUUUGUAACGACAGUUGGCAACGAAAGACCUCCCAGUGCCGGUGCCAAAGUGGGAAACAGUCUUCAAGCAUUGUUGAUGGGUCCCUUUGUGGUCUUUUUGGGCUGUCUGUUACUCUGGUACAAUGAAAAAUGGGCCAUCAAAACACAUCGAAGCUUGAACGAAGCUUUGGAAGCCUUUGUGGAAAUUCCCAAUGCCGACGAUACUACCAAGGCUCAUCUCCAUCGCGGCAAAUUGGCCCACAUGACGCACAUGCUGCAUACGGACGGCGCCGUUGAGGAUCCCCUGUUUGGAUUGUACCGACCUCAAGCUGUGUCACUCCAACGCCAGGUGGAAAUUUAUCAAUGGGUGGAGACUGUCAAACAAAAAGAAGUCAAAAAGGGUGAUGUUACAGAAGUCCAAGAGAUUGUCAAAUACAACAAGAAAUGGGUGACACAUCCCAUUGAUUCGGAUGAUUUUCGACAUCCAGAAGCACACGAGAAUUGUUGUGGACAGUUACCCAUGCCGUCGGAAUCCUUUCAAACCGAUCAAGUCCACAUGGGAGUCUACUUGUUGAGUUCGGUGUUGACACGACAGCUCCAACGAUCCACCGGCGUACUGCCCAACCAAGUCAAGACAUUGCCGGACGGGGCGCAACGAUCGGGAAGUGCCAUUUACUUGCCACGCAGAAGCGACUCUGCUGCAGCUGCCCUUCCUGGUGGUGGUGGAUCUGAUCAGUCGACGAUUCAAGAAACAACCAUGAGAAUUGAUGGCGAAGAACGAACCAUGUUUUUGGUCAAAGCCACGGGGGAAUCCUAUUCGACACGUCAAAAGGCUCUGGCGGCGGUCGAGCGUAGCCUGAGUACCGACACACCCGAAAUUGGAGACGUACGAGUCACCUUUACCGAAGUCCCUUGCGCAUUGGUUAGCGUAUUGGCCAAAAUCUCCGGAUCAUCAUCUUCCAACAUUCUCACCCAGUGGCAAAGCCAACAAGGAUCAGGAUACGAAGUGGCCGAAUUGGCAUACGGAGCCGUCAGUGCCAAUGAGAUGAUUGGAUCGGCACAAUCCGCCAAUUCGGAACGCACGUGGAUGUGUCGCAUCGGUGGUUGGAUCUUGAAUCUCGUGGGCUUUUCCAUGAUUAUCCAAAUUGUGACCACCACGGCAGAUAUUACCUUGAAUUGGAUCCCCCUCUUGGGACCCAUGGCAACGUCCGUGAUUAAUUUGGGUGUCUCGGUCGCCCAUUUGAUUCUGGCCAACUGCACGACCUUGUUGGUGGCAUCCAUUGCAUGGAUCUUUUAUCGACCCAUGUUGGGACUAUCGCUGCUGGCAGGGUCUCUGGGACUGUUUUAUACAGCAUCCCAAAUGGGCAAAGCAAAGGGAACAACCUAUUAUAGUGAAGUCAAGGUUUCCUAGCCAGUAGAGUCAAGUCAGGAGAGACAGCCACAUGCAAUCAAUCAUCCAACGAGAGAUAGACAAGCAACACUCGACACUACCAGACCACCUUUCUGACUUUGGAUCAGAUCAAGUCACUGGCUCCACUAUUUUGUAUGCUGCUACGAAAGCGGAUCCCCCCCAAUUCUUCUCGUUGGUUGACUUGAACGAACCACCACCUGUAUACUUUUGCAUCAUUUUAAAACAGAAUAUAGCUACAUGUACUUGCUUUUCGGGGCACCGCAUGCCAC
Molecule: messenger RNA, 1898 nt
Organism: Seminavis robusta
Lineage: Eukaryota; Bacillariophyta; Bacillariophyceae; Naviculales; Naviculaceae
Source: the annotation of a GenBank genome assembly